CGUGCCUGGCCAAACUAACCCAGUGGCCAAGAUUGCCACUUUUGCUAGUGACCAGCAGCAGCCAGUCUACGAGAGAUCACAGCACGGGUAGGAGUAAAAUCUCCCGCCGAGUUCUGUAUUAGUCGCGCCAUUCAAGUCAGUAGAAUCAUAUAGCUACGACCACUUCGUUACCUGGGAUUUUUUUUCUCUCUUUUAUUUUUCGGUAAUAUCUGUAGAGAACUGGAAAGCGGCAGGUAACCUGCGGAAAACAUGAAAAUGUCCCAGAGAGAUGACGCGAGCUUGGAGACAGGUGAAGCGUUUCCGAAUGAAGCUGUCGAUAGUCCAGAUGCAAAAUCGAGACCGAAACAAUCUUUGGAUAGGGGGGAAACGGAAAGGCUUGCGUCUAUGGGACACUCGCCAGCACUCCUCCCUCAGAUUGAAUACACCAGCACUCGUUGUAAAGAUUCCCUCCAGAAGGAAGAAGGAAAAUUACCAUUUUGAGAUGUGUUGGUACAUAGGAUAAAAACUUCAAAUUAUCUUUCUACUGGACGUCUACAAACAUUUGUCCUCAUCUUCAAUUAUAUUCUUAUCAUCCAUAUAAAACUAAGGCUGCUAUUUUUCCUGCAACACGUUUAAUAGCACUGCGGGUCAAUGGCCGGAGUUCUUAGAUCAGGAAUUUCACAAUACGUGAAAUUGCGGAACAUUUCAGAUCGUUGGAGGUGGAGUAUCAGGUCUGGUUCAAGUAGGACUCGGGAUGGUGGCCGGUUACUCAGGAGUCACUAUUCCACAGCUGACAAGUGACAACACAACCAUUUCAGGAGUCGUCUUCGACGACGAUCAGGUCGCUCUCUUCAGUAGUGUUGUGUACCUGACAGCUACUGUCGGAUGCCUCGUCGGUAUCCCAAUGACAGUGAGUUUCGGCCAAAGGAAAACGAUGCUCAUCUGCCUUCCGAUCCUUCUGUCAGGAUGGGUAUCGCUAUACUUCUCGACAACCAUCCCAUCGAUCCAGGCCUCCCGCAGUCUCAUCGGCCUGACCAUAGGCGUGAUCGAAAGCGCCUCCUACCAGUACACCACCGAGACCUCGCACAGCUCCGUCCGCGGCAUGAUGGUGGGCGCCCUGGACACCCUGCGUCAGAUCGGAGUCCUCCUGGUGUACGGUCUGGGGGCAACCGGCCUGACGUGGCAACAUAUAAGUCUGAUCUGCGGGGUUACUGUGCCCCCUGCGAUCAUAGCUCUGGUGUUCUUGCCUGAUUCGCCCCGCUGGCUGGUGACUCGAGGCAGGACGCAGGAAGCGUCCAAGAGUCUAGCGUUCUUCCGUGGCCCUCGCUACGACGUCACUGCAGAACUGGCAUCCAUAUCCUCUCAGGUGGAAUACGCUAGCGUUAACUCAGAUUUCAGUUUUGGGAGCCAACUCCGAGCGAUGAUGCAGAAGGGCACAGUAAAGGUCAUCCUGUACCUGACCAUGUUGUUCCUAGCGGCCCAAUUUACGGGCAACAUCGUCGUCACGGCUUACAUCGUUCCAAUAUUAGAAGCGACAGCCAUCAGCAUGAACGCCUUCGUGGCGGCCAUGGUCGUCGGUGGGAUCAGAGUCGUCGGGACAAUUUUCUCCCUGCUGGUCGUUGACUUAAUCGGGAGGAAGCCCUCCCUUCUCGUGUCCUUCCUGACGUGCGGCAUUUCGUUACUUUCCCUGGGCGCGUUCUUCUUCAUAAAAGGUCAUUACGACGACGUGCGAGGCAUAGACUGGAUGCCCAUGACGUGCCUGGUUUUCUUCACGUUCUUCUCGUGCGUGGGGCAUCCCACCCUGAACCUGGUUCGAGGGGAGCUCCUGCCCACCACAGUGCGCUCGGCAGCCAUGCCCUUCCUGUGCUCUGUUAUGUUCGGAGGAUUUUUCCUCGCGUCACAGACCUUCCCAUUGAUGACGUCAUCGCUUGGAACGUCUGGAACAUUCUGGAUCUACGGUGGAAUGUGCGGCCUGGUGACCGCUGCGACGGUCGCGGUCCUUCCCGAGACGCGAAAGGAGAAUCUCGAGGACAUCACUCUGGAGAAAAAGGGCGGAAAAACCUUUCCCGCCGUGAGGGACGCUGCUUAAGUGUCACUGACAGAUGGAUGAUGUAGCCACAUCUCGGGCAGGAAAGAUGAAAAUAAGAAAAAGUGGCGCUGCUUAAACGCGAAAAGUACAAAUGUAUCAUUUCUUAAGCAUGGAAACUGAAAAGUUGAAUUCUGAAUAUGGACAAUAACAAAGUAGUAUUUCUUAAUUUUGAAAAGUGAAAAUAGAAUGUGUUCCAUGUAUGAAAAAUGUUCGAGUAUCGCCAGUUAAAUACAGAAAGCAAAGCAGUAAUAUCGUUAAGCUUGAUCUCUAGGAAAUGUGGGUUUGCUCAAGUAUGAAAGGUGAAAAUACCGCGUCUGAAGUAAGGAAUGUUUGGUCAAACAAAAGACAUAAGGAUAUCGCUGACGCACGUAAGUAAUAUAAUCAAUGUUUUUUUUAGUAAUAGAACUGACAAAGUGAGGAAAAAUAAGUACUAUAUAUGUUGUGUGAAACUAAAAAAAACUCGAGUCUUACUAUCGUUUUUCAAGUAUACUUUCAUAAGUAGUGAUUCUUGAGUAUAAGUAAAAAAAAAAAAAGUAUUUGUAAUGAAAGUAAAAAUGUACAGUUUCAUGGCAAGAAAAAAAUACAGUUCACAAUAAAGGGAAGUUAAUCAAUAUCGAUUCUAAUUGCGCAAAUUAAAGAGAGAGAGAGAGAGAGAGAGAGAGAGAGAGAGAGAGAGAGAGAGAGAGAGAGAGAGAGAGAAACUCAGCCCUCUGAGAUGUUAGGAAAAAUUAUGGCUUUAUAGGUACAAAAUUGGAAAGUAGUUUCCCCGGAAUGUUCCUUUCUCUAAGUCUGGAAGUAUCCAAAUGAGGGUUUUGCGUUUUACAUUACUGAAUAUUUUGUACUUUUAUUAUCUUUUUUCUGUAAUUUGAUAAUUUUCUGUAAUAAAAUAUAAAGCUUU
Messenger RNA from Macrobrachium nipponense, 2966 nucleotides. RefSeq names its product facilitated trehalose transporter Tret1-like. The record is from RefSeq and is a predicted model, not a curated record. Gene Ontology annotation, cellular component: membrane. The transcript is spliced from 4 exons. The coding region runs from base 734 to 2068 and encodes 444 amino acids. Lineage: Eukaryota; Metazoa; Arthropoda; Malacostraca; Decapoda; Palaemonidae. Gene Ontology annotation, biological process: transmembrane transport. Gene Ontology annotation, molecular function: transmembrane transporter activity.